AGGCAGAGAGGGAGAGAACAGAGAGGGAAAAAAAAAAGACAGAAUAAAAAAGAAGAAGAAGAAAAGGAACAAAACCCAAAUAAGCAGCGAUCGAAGGUAACAAACACAGAAAGAGCGAAACUUUCAGACAUUCAAAUCUGAGUGCGAGAGCUAUACGAACAAAGCCCACACACAAAAAAAAAAGAGAUUUGAUCCGACAGCCGAUAGAACACUGGUUUUGUCGGAAGAAGAAAGUUGCAUACUUUUCUUUUUUUUUUGUUUUUUGUUUUUUUUGUCAUUUCUCUGAAUUCUGGUCAAUCUGAGCAAAAAAAAAAAACUUGCUCAAUUUCAAUCUUCAAACACUUGUGUUUCCUGCUUUGGGGUCCCGCUUCUCAUUGCCCGCCUCCUCCUAUCUUCAAUUCGAAUUCGUUGCUCUGUUCUCAAGCUCGAAUCUUUUUUUUUAUUCUCAACUACCAGUGAUCCCGAUUUGCUCCAGCUGAAAUUUUCCGUUUCGUGUACUUGGUGGACGUGUCGUCCUUCUGAGUGAUUGAUUUGGUGGUAACUUUUGAAUUAGGGUUUGUAAUAUCUCCUGAUACUGAAUCAGCCAAGUGUGGAGAAUUUAACCUUGUUGGUGUAAGCUAGAUUGUAAAUGAUGAUCUCUAGGGUUUUGGUUUUGGUUUUGGUUUUGGUUUUGGGGGAGAUGAGAUUUGGCUUUUGCAUUAUAUGGCCUCUACUUGAAGCUUCAGCCAAGUUCUUGAUAUGCUCCUCCUGGCUUUGAGUUUGACAAGUUAUAAUAUAAGUUAAUGAGUUGGAUUUAUUGGUGUAAAAGAUAAAGGGUGCAUCUUGUGCACUCCUCUGACUGUUUCCGUCUGGGUUCAGAAGAAGAAGAAGAAGAAAGAGAAGUAUGCAACGUCCUGAAGGUCCCAGGAUUGAUCUGGCCGCGCUGAAAGGGCAUAUUGUGAAGAAGAUUGGGGUUGAAAGAUCCAGAAGGUACUUUUACUACUUGGGUAGGUUUCUGAGUCAGAAGCUUACUAAGAGCGAGUUUGAUAAGUCAUGUCUCCGUCUUUUGGGGAGGGAGAAUCUUCCUCUGCACAACAAGUUGAUUCACUCCAUCUUGAAGAAUGCAUCUCUCGCUAAAUCCCCACCACCACCACCACCACACAAAUCUUUGGUGCUUGGGAAAGAGGAUGGACCUAAUAGGAAUGAUCAUGUUUGGUCAAAUGGGGUGUUACCUAAGGUUCGGUCUGGAAUGUGUGUGGGGACAAUCAGAGAUAGGCCUAGUCCACUUGGUCCAAACGGAAAGGUUGAAAGUUCUAUGCAUCAUAAACCAGGUCGGUAUUCUGAUGAAAGAGUCCCAUUAGCUCCAGUUAGCAUAGAUGAUGAAGCUCAAGAUGAACGAGGCAGAUUGGUUCUUUCAAAGGGUCCUGUAACGGCACCUCUAGGGGUUUCAUUUUGCGCCGGUGGGGCCCGCAGAACAGUUCCAGUUUCGACCAGGGCUGACUUCACUAGCUGCUACGACAGUGGUGGACUAUCAGACGCAGAGAUGCUGAGAAAGCGGAUGGAGAAUAUAGCAGUAGCACAGGGUCUUGGAGGGGUUUCAGGGGAGUGUUCUAGUAUGUUAAGCAACGUGUUGGACGUGUACCUGAAGAAACUGAUCAAAUCAUGCGUUGAUCUGUCUGGAGCUCGGUCACGACAGAGCCGAGAGGGGAUCUUGAAUGGAGUGUGGCCGAGUAAUAGUUUGCAGAUACAAACUAGCAACCGACCUUCUGACAUGACGCAAGAACAGCAUCAGGUGUCUUUGCUUGAUUUUAGAGUUGCGGUGGAGCUAAAUCCAGCUCAACUUGGCGAAGACUGGCCAUUGCUUCGGGAGAGAAUGCUAUUGCGUUCGUUUGAGGAACGAGAUGGGGUGUGAACUAAAAUGUUUGGCAAGUUGGAUAUUGCAAAUUGUCAGAGUAAUCUUGCCCUGGUCCAAAAAUAUGGUCAAUGGUUUUGGUAGCAAAAGGAUUCCAAAGCGCUGGAUACCAUGAUGGACCUGAUGGCUGAGCGACGCAUCUAUGUCCUGCAGCCACAGACUCGGGCCACUGUAUUUGAAUACGAAAUAUACGUGUUGUUGUAAGGGCAUUAGUAACUUGGCCAUGCCAGCAAGUUUCAAGCUCUGUGUGUAACACGCAGGCUGAUAAGGGAAUCAAGAGAAAGUUUUGGUGGAGAUACUGUGGGAGAAAGAUACAAACAAGCAUGUAAUAAGCUGCAGUAUUACUGUGUAUGUAACAUAGUCUUAUGCUCUUACCAUUGUUCAGAAUUCAUAGCUUAAAAACACAUUGACAUCGCUUUUUACUUUUACAUUUACAUACGUUUUUUGUUUUCUCAUUUCAUUGAAUGUGUUAUUUUUACAGUUCUAAGGCAUUGUAGAAAUAUUGUACUGGUAUUUUCAUCUCUCUUUUCUGUUUCA
Messenger RNA from Raphanus sativus (radish), 2428 nucleotides. RefSeq lists its product as uncharacterized. NCBI's taxonomy places the organism in Eukaryota, Viridiplantae, Streptophyta, Magnoliopsida, Brassicales, Brassicaceae. The record is from RefSeq and is a predicted model, not a curated record. The transcript is spliced from 2 exons. Gene Ontology annotation, molecular function: transcription coactivator activity. Bases 884 to 1891 code for a protein of 335 amino acids. Gene Ontology annotation, cellular component: SAGA complex. Gene Ontology annotation, biological process: regulation of transcription by RNA polymerase II.